GUGGGGUUGGACAGGUUAUUCCCCAGGGGUGGGGCAGCGGAGGCCCAGGAGGAGGGGGAAAAAAGAAGGUGGAGGAUCCUGGCUGCUAAUCUGAAUCGAUACCGAUUCUCUUAGACCUCAGAGACACAGAAAAGACAGAGGGUGCCUCAUCCGCUUUCCUCCGCUCCUCUCUCUUCUCAGCCUUAGCCAUGGCGGAGGCAGGGGCCGGGCUGAGUGAGACCGUCACUGAGACAACGGUUACCGUGACAACCGAGCCCGAGAACCGGAGCCUAACCAUCAAACUUCGGAAACGGAAGCCAGAGAAAAAGGUGGAAUGGACGAGUGACACUGUGGACAAUGAACACAUGGGCCGCCGCUCAUCAAAAUGCUGCUGUAUUUAUGAGAAACCUCGGGCCUUUGGCGAGAGCUCCACGGAGAGUGAUGACGAGGAAGAGGAGGGCUGUGGUCAUACACACUGUGUGCGGGGCCACCGCAAAGGACGGCGUCAUGCAACCCCGGGACCAAGCCCCACCACCCCUCCCCAGCCUCCUGACCCCUCCCAGCCCCCUCCAGGGCCAAUGCAGCACUAAAUUCCUCGCUCCCCCACCAUUCCUGUGUCUGUCUGGCCCUGAAUGUACUCAUGUGGCUACUCGGGGACUAAACCCACAAUUUGAUCCCUUCUCCAGCCCCCUCCUCCCCUCUCCUCUGCCUGACAGAGGGAAAAGGGAGAGGAAGGUGGACAGAGAUCCUGGAAUUCUGACUUGCUGCUAUUCCAGAACCCAGGCUUCUGGGUUCCCCCAGCCCUCAUUUCUCCUUACAAUACCCAGCCUCCUCUCUCCAGGGAUCCAGGCAUCUUGAUCCCAAUCUUUUUCCUUUGUUCUCACUGCCAAACUGCCUGUCCUGGGAUCCAGUUAUCUUGGCCCUUUGCACUCUCUACUUGAGUUCCAAACAGCUAAAUUGGGUUUCCAGCAGCCCCAGCUUUCACUGCCAGGGUCCUAGUCAGAUUCCAGGCACUCUUGCUCCAGCUAUGCUUGUUAAUCCUGGCUUUAGAGCUCUUCCACUAAUGUAUUUAUGUCAUCCUAACUCUUAGUCGUUACCUGUGGGAUGUGAGGUCUUUUGUGAGACCUCAGGGCUCCUAGCCCUUUCCCUCCUCUCCUGCCCACUUCCCCUAAGCCCUUAAGAGGAGUUAGGAGAGAGGGAGGUCUUUGUCAUUUUCACCUUUAAUGAGAAAUGGAAAAAAGAAAUGGGCAUGUCCUCUCCUCACUGUUCUCAUGUGACUAGGGUUUCUGACAAAACUGGCUCCAAGACUAGUCACUUAGAGCCCACUAUCUCCUCAGCCUUUGGUCUUCCAACUUAGGAGACAGGUCCAACCCGGCCCCGGGGGCCUGGGUCCCUGGGAGAGGAUGGAAAAGGGAGGGAGCCAAGAGAUGCAAUCUCACCCCUUUCUUCCAAGGCCUUGAUGUCUCUCCCAGCCCAGAUGUCCAGCCCUCCCAGCCCUCCCCACCCCUUACUGGGAUCUGGAUAUCGUUUUCCAGGCCUUUUGCUGUGCACGGUUGCAGAGAUCAGUCAAAUCCAUACCACCACUGAGAUCUCAUUUAUUGCCACAAAUGCACAAAAUAAAUAACCCAAC
Molecule: messenger RNA, 1609 nt
Organism: Budorcas taxicolor (takin)
Lineage: Eukaryota; Metazoa; Chordata; Mammalia; Artiodactyla; Bovidae
Gene: PPP1R11
Product: protein phosphatase 1 regulatory inhibitor subunit 11
Exons: 3
Coding region: 189-569 (126 amino acids)
Cellular component (GO): nucleus
Molecular function (GO): protein phosphatase 1 binding; protein serine/threonine phosphatase inhibitor activity
Source: RefSeq, a predicted model, not a curated record